Clunio marinus is the source of this 1194-nucleotide messenger RNA. NCBI's taxonomy places the organism in Eukaryota, Metazoa, Arthropoda, Insecta, Diptera, Chironomidae. The record is from the annotation of a GenBank genome assembly.
CAAUCGAAGUUUAGUGAAAAUAAAUUUUCUCACUAAAAAUGUUGCGAAAUAUAAAAAAUUCUAAUUUAUCUCAAAAUAUUCGAUUUAAACAUUCAUCGGCUGCUUUAGAGAAGAUUCGUGAGCGAUUGGAAAAUGGGCCAAAUUUUCAGGACUUUAUCCAGAAUCCAAAGCACAGUAAGGAAGAACUUUCAAAUGAAUUUGAAGGAAAAUUAAAAAAGGAAAAAGGAGACAAAGACAGAUUAAGACUUCCACCAUGGUUGAAGACAACAAUUCCUAUAGGCAAAAAUUACGAUAAAAUCAAAAAUCAACUUCGUGAAUUGAAACUCGCAACAGUUUGUGAAGAAGCUCGUUGUCCUAACAUCGGAGAAUGCUGGGGAGGUGGCGAACAUGGAACACAAACAGCUACAAUUAUGCUUAUGGGUGAUACUUGCACGAGAGGCUGUCGUUUCUGUUCGGUAAAGACAGCACGAGCACCACCGCCGUUAGAUCCGAAAGAACCUGUAAAUACAGCAACAGCAAUAGCCACUUGGGGACUUGACUACAUCGUCUUAACGAGCGUUGAUCGUGACGAUCUUCCUGACGGCGGUUCGGCACACAUCGCAGAAACAAUUCGAGAAAUCAAACGACAAAACCCUCGAAUCUUUGUUGAAUGUCUUGCGCCUGAUUUCCGUGGUGAUCGUGAAUGUAUCGAAAGAAUUGCAAUGUCAGGUGUCGACGUUUAUGCACACAACAUUGAAACUGUUGAAAAGUUGACGCCAUUCGUGAGAGAUCGUCGUGCUGAAUAUCGUCAAUCACUUCACUGUUUAAAAACAAUCAAAGAUAUUAAUCCAAAUUUAAUCACAAAGUCUUCAAUUAUGCUUGGACUUGGUGAAACUGACAAUGAAGUUGAACAAACGAUGAAAGAUCUGCGAAGUGUUGGAGUUGAUUGUGUGACGCUUGGACAGUACAUGCAACCAACAAAACGUCACUUAAGCGUCAUUGAAUAUGUGACGCCCGAGAAAUUCAAAGAAUGGGAAGUGAAAGGACAGGAAAUUGGAUUUCUUUAUGUCGCUUCCGGUCCACUCGUUCGAAGUUCCUACAAAGCUGGCGAAUUCUUCAUCUCAAGCAUAUUGAAAAGUCGACAAAAUCACUCAAAAGUUUAACUUUUGAUUUUAGAUUCAAUCACAAAAAAAGAAGAGAAAAGUUAAUUGCGCU